Diaporthe citri is the source of this 2367-nucleotide messenger RNA. RefSeq lists its product as uncharacterized. The coding region runs from base 1 to 2367 and encodes 788 amino acids. Lineage: Eukaryota; Fungi; Ascomycota; Sordariomycetes; Diaporthales; Diaporthaceae. The record is from RefSeq and is a predicted model, not a curated record. Gene Ontology annotation, molecular function: flavin adenine dinucleotide binding; electron transfer activity; succinate dehydrogenase (quinone) activity. The transcript has 7 exons. Gene Ontology annotation, biological process: tricarboxylic acid cycle; mitochondrial electron transport, succinate to ubiquinone.
AUGGGACAAUCUCCCAUGGAUCACCUCGCCACCACUCCAGCGAAUCUCGAAGACCGCUUUGAGAUGAUUCUCGACGCGUGCAAAGCAGCGGGGUACCACAGCAUAGACUCAAUGGCAACGGAGUACUAUAACGCCUCGUUUUCUCCCAACAGCUACUUGGCAGCUACGCAGAGUCGCAGCAGGUCUCAGGACCUGCCAGAGCUGCUCGACAACCUUUACGCGGCUUCCUCGCCUUGUGGUCCCGAGAUGCAGAACUCGUGGGCCUUCAACGAGUCGGAAAAGUUCCGGGAGAAAAUAUUAAGGCUCGCCACGAAUAUACUCAUCGACGAAGUGGGUCAGAUGGACAGAGUACAGGAUCAAGCCGCAAGGGUGGCCUCGCCCGCAGCUGAGGAGAAUGAUUGUCAAGGCGAGUUUCUUGUCUACUGGAACGCACCUCUGCCUCGUUUGCACCCUCACAUCGGAUCCCGUUUCGACCAUGGCCCCAACAAUGGCUAUGAGGAGGCUUCUUUCGACGCCGGCUGUGUCUCGCCUUGCGAGAAGCCAAUCGAGGGCAUUUUCUUCCACUCCAGCAGCUGCACCAAGUACCCAGUGAUCGACCACGAAUACGAUGCCGUCGUCGUCGGUGCCGGUGGCUCCGGCCUGCGAGCCGCCUUUGGUCUCGCCGAGGCAGGUUUCAACACCGCAUGUAUAUCGAAGCUGUUCCCCACGAGAAGUCACACUGUCGCCGCACAAGGAGGUAUCAACGCAGCACUGGGAAACAUGCACGAGGAUGACUGGAGGUGGCACAUGUACGACACUGUGAAGGGCUCAGAUUGGCUUGGAGACCAGGAUGCUAUCCACUACAUGACACGAGAGGCACCCGCCUCCAUCAUUGAGCUCGAGAACUACGGUUGCCCUUUCUCCCGAACGGAGGAUGGAAAGAUCUACCAGCGUGCCUUUGGUGGCCAGUCCCAGAAAUACGGCAAGGGCGGACAAGCCUACAGAUGCUGUGCUGCCGCUGAUCGAACCGGCCACGCCCUUCUGCAUACCCUGUACGGUCAGUCCCUGCGACACAACACCAACUACUUCAUCGAAUACUUCGUCGUCGACCUGAUCAUGGAGGAUGGCGAGUGCCGCGGUGUCCUGGCCUACAACCAGGAGGAUGGUACUCUGCACCGAUUCCUCUCGAACAACACGGUUCUGGCCACCGGUGGCUACGGCCGAGCAUACUUCAGCUGUACCUCUGCACACACGUGUACCGGUGACGGUAUGGCCAUGGUUGCCCGUGCUGGCCUGCCAAACCAGGAUCUCGAGUUCGUCCAAUUCCACCCGACUGGUAUCUACGGAGCUGGCUGCCUGAUCACCGAGGGUGCCCGUGGCGAGGGUGGCUACCUGCUGAACGGCCAGGGUGAGCGUUUCAUGGAGCGUUACGCACCAACCGCUAAGGAUCUUGCCUCUCGCGACGUUGUCUCCCGGUCCAUGACCAUGGAGAUCCGUGAUGGCCGCGGUGUUGGCCCCGAGAAGGACCACAUCUACCUCCAGCUUAGCCACCUGCCCCCAGAGGUCCUCCACGAGCGUCUGCCCGGUAUCUCCGAGACAGCCAGCAUUUUCUCCGGUGUCGACGUCACGAAGCAACCGAUUCCUGUCCUGCCUACCGUCCACUACAACAUGGGCGGUAUCCCAACUCGUUACACUGGAGAGGUGCUCACUGUCGAUGAGAGCGGCAACGACAAGGUCGUCCCCGGCCUGUUCGCCUGCGGUGAAGCUGCCUGCGUGUCCGUCCACGGUGCCAACCGCCUGGGAGCCAACUCCCUCUUGGAUCUGGUCGUCUUUGGCCGUGCUGUUUCACACACUAUCCGCGAUAACUUCACACCUGGCACCAAGCACAAGCCUCUCAGCGCUGAUGCCGGUGCCAAGUCGAUCGAGAUGCUCGACCAGAUCCGGACGUCCGACGGACCAAAGAGCACGGCUGAGAUCCGCCUGGCCAUGCAGAAGACGAUGCAGACGGAUGUCAGCGUCUUCAGGACGCAAGAGUCCCUGGACCAGGGUGUCGAGAAGAUUACCGAGGUUGACGGGAUGUUCAAGGAUGUUGGCAUCAAGGACCGCAGCAUGAUCUGGAACUCUGACCUCGUCGAGACUCUGGAGCUGAGGAACCUGCUGACCUGCGCUACUCAAACCGCCACCUCUGCCGCCAACCGAAAGGAGUCUCGUGGUGCCCACGCCCGUGAAGACUACCCCGACCGUGACGACGUGAACUGGAUGAAGCACACCCUGUCUUUCCAGAAGGAGCCCCACGGCAAGGUCGACCUGUCCUACCGCAAGGUCAUCGGCCACACGCUUGACGAGGCCGAGUGCAAGGCUGUUCCUCCAUUCAAGCGUGUGUACUAA